CGGACCCGGGCGGAAGUCACGCAUAGCUUUCGGGAAGGUGAGCGGGCGCUAAACCGCAGUUGGACCUCUGGGAACUAGAAGGGUGACGCAGCUCUGACAGGUGGAAUUGGACUGUUUGUUGAAACUUCUUUCUCUGGUAGCCAGGGAGAAAUUUACAUUUUGACUUUUUCUUACCAUGGCUUUGGUUCACAAAUUGCUGAAAGGCACUUAUAUUCUCAAAAAAUGCCUGAAGCCAAGUGCUGCCUUGCGUCCAAUUUUGGAGUAUUGUUCCAGUAGUCUUCAGAAACCAGUGGCUCCUUAUAGCAGAGUCUCCCAGCAGAGCAAGACUGAAGAGGGGUUGCAUGGACAUCACCAAAAAGAGGUGGCUUUGGAUAUAACUUCUCCUGAAGGGAAGACUGAAACUAGUUUUGAUAAAGCAAUUAGAGAUGAAAUAAAGGACCAUUUUAGGCAUUUGAAGGAUGAAAUUGUGACUCGUUGGAUGGGGUCACAAGGCCGCCCACUGCAUGAGGCCUUGAUGGAGCAAGCCAGGGUUGUCUGGCAGUUCCGUGGAAAAGAAGAUUUAGAUAAGUGGAUGGUGACUUCUGAUAAGACAAUUGGAGGCAGAAGUGAAGUGUUCUUAAAAAUGGGCAAGAAUAACCAAAGUGCACUGCUCUAUGGAACUUUGAGCUCUGAGCCGCCUCAGGAUGGGGAUAGUAGCCAAAGCGGGUACUGUUCAAUGAUAUCCAGGAUCCCGAGGGGAGCCUUUGAGAGGAAGAAAUCUUAUGAUUGGUCCCAGUUCAAUACUCUGUAUCUCCGUGUCCGUGGGGAUGGCCGGCCUUGGAUGGUGAAUAUCAGGGAGGACACGGACUUCAUCCAGAAGACAAAUCAAAUAUACAGUUACUUCAUGUUCACCCGUGGGGGCCCCUACUGGCAGGAGGUCAAG
Messenger RNA from Castor canadensis (American beaver), 922 nucleotides. The record is from RefSeq and is a predicted model, not a curated record. Lineage: Eukaryota; Metazoa; Chordata; Mammalia; Rodentia; Castoridae.